This is a messenger RNA of Chara braunii, 2175 nucleotides long. NCBI's taxonomy places the organism in Eukaryota, Viridiplantae, Streptophyta, Charophyceae, Charales, Characeae. The record is from the annotation of a GenBank genome assembly.
GCCUCAGAUAAGCUCCAGACAAUCCACUCUCGUAAAUGGAAGAGUGCCAGGGCACUCAAGGGCGUAAUGGACGAAUUAGUGGUUGUUCCUGACCACGGGGUCACAGAAACCCAAUUGGUCGGCCUCUUCUAUCGGGCCAUGGCCGAAGCCUUUCGAGGGCAGUUCUCCGCGAAGAGUGAAGAUCCUGCCACCACUUAUGAUUCCCUUAGCCGUGAAGUGGUGGCUUUUGAGGCAAAGUCAGUGUCACUUUCUACCUUCUGGCACAAAGACUUGGACAAAGGGAAGCAAUGGAAGGGUCGCACUAUCUCAGGGCAAGUUAAGACUAAGGAUAGUCUUGUCCUCACUCUAGAUGAAGGUAGUGUUGACGAGAUCCCCUACGAGCAGAUUGAGUGGAGGUUAGAGGACGAUGACAGUAGCAGCAGUCAAGGAAGGACCUACGCUGCUGUCGCGGCUGGAAGGAGGCCGCAAGGAGGAGGACGAGGCCAGGGCCAAGGGGGCCGGGGCUCAGGGAACCGUUCUCAGGACGAUCAGGGGGUUGGCGACAGAGGAGGAAACCGCCAAGCGGGAGGAAGGGGUCAAGAGUUGCGGUCGUUCUUAGGCCUAGCAAACUGUUAUAGGAAGUUCGUAAGGAACUUCCCCACUAUCGUUGCGCCCCUUCGCAAAUUGCUGAGGAAAGAGACCAUCUGGAAGUGGGACAAGGACUGCACGUUUGCCAUGAAGAAGUUGAAGCAGGCACUGAUAGAGUACCCAGUCCUUAAGGUGGCCGAUCCGUCCUUUCCCUUUGUCGUCACUACGGACGCUAGUCAGUACGGCAUCGGUGCUGUUGUACAGCAAGACGAUGGCAAUGGUCAUAGGCCCGUAGAGUUCAUGUCUGCUAGGAUGCCUUCAGAGAAGGUAGCGACAUCUACUUAUGAGAGGGAACUCUACGCUCUCAGGCAAGUGCUGGAACACUGGGAGCAUUACUUGCUUGGGACGCACUUCAAAGUCUAUUUUGACCAUGAGACAUUAAGAUGGUUGAAGACGCAGGCCAAGAUGACACCUAAGCUUACUAGUUGGGGACUCCCUGCUGCAGCGCCCACCAAGGUGAUGAAGAUGGCUGCCACCAUAGCCAGCUUGCCGACGCCGGGCAGUGACGACGAGCUGGGAAACGGGCAGCGACGACGGGCAGCGGCGGCGGGCAGUGACGACGAGCUGGGAAACGGGCAGCGGCGGCGGGCAGUGACGACGGGCAUCGACGACGGGCACCUCGAAGAAGGCGGGCAGCGACGGGAAACUACCUCGGCGAAGGUGGGCAGCAACGGGAAACUCUUCAGCGGGCAGCAACAAGACCACUUCGACGGGCAGCACGAACUCGACAAUGUCCUUCCACCCAGCGGUGCUACAGCGUCCGUGGAGAUCUACAUAGACUCCAUAAGUCUGGAAUGCCGAUCAGCAACGGCCGAUCAGAAUGUAGCGCCGUUGCCGGUGCAUUUGUCGUGUGUGGACGCAGGAGUGAAUCACACACUUCCUGGGUUGGCAUUGAAACCGGGUGAACAACACUCCUUUGUGAUGAGGCCAUCAAUGCCUGUGAACGAUGCAAUGGCGGCGGCAGCGGGGAUGUCAGGUGCCUCAGGGGGUGGAAUCGACUCCCGACGACCUACUGUAGCUGCCGCAGGCGGAGGGCGAGCGCUAGCGAGUGUAGUCGGGGCCGGAGGAGGAGGGGCAGGAGGAUCGGCAGCAGGGCAUUACCGGAGAGAGAGCAAAGAUUUAGCAGGGCUCACCGCUGAUACCCUCAGAUUGCAGGCCGCGGCACAAGGAAUGGAUCAAGGAGGACCUCCAACACAAGGGGGAGGCCCUUGGCCAGGGCAAUGGCCACCUACUGCUGCCCAGUCACAAAGCCAGGCAAAGUACUCCGUCAUAGUAUCCUGCCGAUGCAGCCAUACAGAAUCUCGGCUACAGUUUCGACAUCCUCUGAGCUGGCAACCACGACCUCCACUGGAUCUGCUUUUGUCCGUUACGAUGGAAGAGCAAACACCCCUGCCAGUAGCUACAGGCCCCAGCCCAUUGUUUUCGCCUCAGAUCGUCGUCGAGGUCGAACGUCGUGGUCACAAGGGCACAAAGAUCGGGCCGUCGUGAGAGGGCGUCCGCUGCUCGAUUGGCGGGACCGGGAAUGUGGCACGGCUCAAAGUCGAACUG